This is a messenger RNA of Rhagoletis zephyria (snowberry fruit fly), 4377 nucleotides long. RefSeq lists its product as uncharacterized. Lineage: Eukaryota; Metazoa; Arthropoda; Insecta; Diptera; Tephritidae. The record is from RefSeq and is a predicted model, not a curated record. Gene Ontology annotation, molecular function: DNA binding.
UGAGAGACAUUCACGUUUAACAACCUACUUUCGCCGCGUUACCUUUGUGUGUUGUUGCUGUUGUUAUUGUAUAAUAUUCGCUCACAAACCACGUUUUUUCGUUCAGCUCGUGAUCCAAAUCGCUCAACUAGCAAGCUAGCUGCCUGACUGGUUGAGUAGUGGAAAAACAUGGCUACGAAGCACCGUUGGAGAGAUCCCGCCGAUUCUUUACGACGCGGUCGUCGUGAAUAUCUGAGAGCUAUGCUAAUGCACAUACAUACAUACAUCCGUAUGUACAUACAAACGUGUUUUUUUUUCAGCGCUCUUUCGAGGGCGUUGAUGCAGGGAGCGAAUUGGCGUGUGCGGCAUGGCGCUGAAUUGAAUUUAGUAUUGCUUCGUAGCUUUCGUUGUGUUGAUAAGAAAUAGUUGCUAGCGGCAGAAAUUUUUUUCGGAAUUAAAAAAAAAUAAAAUUUAAUUUUGUGAUUUUAUUUAAACCACAAAAAAAAAUUGAAAAAACGGAAGCACAAAUUUCGCGCCAACGGGAGCAGUUAGACAAUUUACCUGCUUACAUGCUUGCUUGCUUACAAAAUCAUAUUGAAGCAGCUGGUGGACAACAACAACAAUAAAAGUAAAUAAAUCAUCUGCAGCAGCGACAGUUGCUUUGGUUUUUUGUUGUUGCGUGAAUCAUUCGAAAGCAAUCACCUGACCGCCAAGCUGCCAAAAUAGCCCCAACAAGUAACAACAACAACGACAACAAGAACAACUGCAAACACUUGCAUUGUUAUUAUUGUUAUUGCAGCAGCACUCGUUCAAAGCAUUCAAAGCCCACAACACACCAGCUUAUUUAGAAAAACCGGUUAACGGCGAGUGCCGUACAGUACGGCUUGCUUGCUCAUGCGCUUUGUUGUGUUGUUGGCGUAUACGCCGUUUUUCGAACAUCACAUCGUCGAAACUGGUUACGUCUUGGGCUAACAAUUUGUGGACCGGUUCGGCGAGUUUUCUGGUGACUGGUUUUUGUUUUGUUUUUUUUUUUUUUUUUACUCUAACGACAUUGGGUUGUUGAGUGUUCUGGUUUUAUUUACAUAUGUACAUACAUACACAUACUGGUAUGUACAUACAUACAUACAUAUGUAUGUUUAUAACUACAUACCUACUUUAAACGGGGAACGUUUGAGCGGUUUAUUUUACGCUAAAAACAGGCUUUCGCAUUUAUCAUUACAGUUUCAGCCGUCGAACAUGGCUAAGGAUACAGCUGCAUUUAAGGACAAGUCGAUAGCGGAAAUAAGCAGGAAAAAGAACUAUUAACAUUGAUAUUAACUAGCAUUUGAGCGAAUGAUCGGUGAGUGAAAAAUACAAACAGCUGAACCCCAGAAAUUAUGGCGCAGGAAAUUAAUUGGACAAAAACCGAAACCGAAAUGUUUAUUUCAAUUUUGGAACGCCACCCUGUGCUUUUCAAUGGCACACACAAAGACUUUGCUAAGUAUGCGGCUAAGGAAAAAGCCUAUGAAGAAAUUGUGGCACAAAUUAUAGAUGUAAAGCCCGAAGUGACAAAAUAUUUGGUAAAAAGAAAAAUUAAAACAUUGCGGUCGCAACUUAGGCAAGAAGCGCGUAGAUUUGAAAAGCACAGCAAAAUGGGUGGCGACCAAGUUUACAAACCGAAACUAUGGUGUUACCAUCGACUGCAAUUUUUAUUCCAAUGGGAUAUUGAUGAAGAUGAGGUGGAAGAGGUUGAAGAAGAGAGCAAAAAGAAAAAAAGUGGCAAGGAAUACAUUGACAUCGAUCAAACUGUGCUGGAGCCAAGUCCGCAGCGUAUUCGUAAUAUUUUGACGCUGGAGGAGCGUGUUGCUGCCAUUGAAGCCUAUGACUGCCGACCAAUGUAUACCAAAGUGGCGAAAAUGUUCAACUGCAGCUGGGAACAGAUCAAAAAUAUAAUCGCCAAUCGCGAUGCAAUUCUGAAAUUUUAUGCAGCGACAAGAAAUGUGGAAAUGCCUAAUGAUACCAACGGACAGGACUGGCGCACUCGCAAGAUACGCUUUCUAGGCGAAUGUCUUUACGAGUAUAUACAGCGAGCGCAAUUCCACACUAAGGCACAUAUCACCGAAGAGCUUUUACGUAUGAAAGCAUUCGAAUUUCGUAGUCUCAUACAAAUCGAUAAUUUUAUGCCGACUAAGGCAUGGAUGAAUCACUUCAAGGCCAUGUACAAUUUCUCACUAUCCAAUCGACAAAUCACAAUCACACGCACGCCACCUGUCUCACUCGAUCUCAAGGAUAUAAUGACAUUUUGCACAAAAAACCAAGCGAAAGCUGACGCGAAGACGCCUCCGCCCGAACCGGUGGAGGACAGAGAAUCCGAUCUCUAUCGCACUGCCACACGCAUAGCUGUUUCGGGCGAAAAUGAGGCAGCAUUACAAGAAAUCAAGCAGCGCCGGCUGCGUAAGAUCAAUUUUCUAUCGAAGACACUCUUCGAGUAUUGGCAGCGCGCUAGAUAUCAUCACAAGAUGCGCAUGGAUGAGAACUCGCUGCGAAAAGUGGCUUGCGAUCUUAAGGAAAUGCUGAAGAUCGAUAACUUCUAUCCGGACAAGGAGUGGUUGGAUCACUACAUUACCAUCACAGUUCCAACAAUGCUAGAGGAAUCACAGGAUGCGCGUCCGCCGCCGCUCUCCUUGGAUCUGAAAGACAUACUUAGCUACUGCAGCCGGCAGGAGAACAAGAAACUGGCGCCGAGCACUAUAACGCUGGCGCCAAAAGAGACAGCGAAACCACAUUGGCAAGGCGAUGGAGCUGCUCACAAUGCCUCAGCAUCUGGCACUGCUGCCAGUGCAACUGCAACUACGCCACUUGUACAAAUACACACAUUAAACCUGCGGCGCAGUGAUGAAUCCGCCGCGUCGCGUACACAAGCGCCACGAAUGCCAAGCCCCAAGCAAGCAGCUGCUGCGUUGGCAGCCAAGAUCAAGGAGGAAGUUAUUGAAUUGGAUGCAGAUGAGGCGGUGAAAGAUGUGAAACCAAAUUUAAGUGAACUAUUGCCACCACCACCACCACCACCACCAUCGGCAUCGCCUACGGCGCCACCAGUUACGAAGGCACAACUCCAUCACCAGCUCCCAGCAAAGCUAACGACAGUGACAGUGACAGCGACAGCGACGCAAAUUGCGCGCCAACAAAAACGUGAACACCCCAACCACAACGGUAGCGGUGCGCAAGUGCCUGCAUUGAGGGUGGUGAGUUUGAGUACGCUGGUACCGCCACCAGUGGGGCCAAUACCAGCUGCGCCAGCAGCUCCAUCGUUGAUCACUGCAGUCGCAUCACCAACUCCAGCAGCAGGCGAUAACAGAAAGCGGGGAAAUGACGAUCAGUUGGUCGAGCUACCGCGACCGUUGAAGAUACAAAAGAUCGAAUCGAUUGGCGCGCAUGUUGAACCAACUACACACAGUCCUGGUCAUUGGUCGGAACAUAGCGAUCGCGAGGAGGAGGAACUACCAAGGCAUGUGACUAACUACAAAGAUGCGCUUAAAUUGUUGAAGCCCCUGGAAGAAUUUGCAAUGCUGGAGGAGAACUAUCGUGUUAUUGGCUUGAUAUCACAGCUCGAAGAAAUAUUCAAGCAUCCACCUCAGAAGAAUGAUAAUUGAAAAUUCCAAAAUAAAAUGUAUGUAUCUAUAUAUGGAGCCCUAACCGUCAAAAAGAUGUAAGCGAAUUUGAUUUUUACAAAACUUUAUUAUUGAUGCAAAAACGUUCCUUGAGCAUCUAAAUGCAUUUCUGCAUCAGAAGUAAAAUUUUGACAAAAAUGUCGCUUACAUCUUUUUAACGAUUAGGGCUCGAUAUAUUUCGGAAGCUAGUGUAACUAAUGUAAGAACAUUUUCCUAACACGUGGUUUAAUCGACGUUAACUUGUUUUAAAGUUAAUGUUCGCCACAGUAUGUGUAGUCUAUGUAGUAUGUACAUGUAUGGAAAUAUUAGAAUCUAAGGACAUAUUGUCGCCAUCACGGCAAAAUGCGCUAAAUAGGAUUUUUCUUUGAAAUAUUUUUUUUAUAUUAUUUUGUUAAUUGGCUUUCAAAUAAAAGCGCACCGCUAAAUUCAAAGCGAUAUUUUAAAUCAUACAAACUUCCUAGAAAGGAGUCUUAAUUUCUUAUGUUUAUUUAAAAAAAAAAGAUUUCGCUGUAAAAGUUAAAAAUUAUCAGUUAGGUACUUUUGUAGUGAUGAAUAUAAGUUGAUUUGUAUUAUAUGUAUAUUACAUACAUAUGUAUGUAUGUGUAAGUGGGCCUAUGUCGGCCCUUAAAACCAGCAAACAAAUGUGUAAUUAAACAAAAUGAAAUAUUAAAAUAGCUACUCUUAAGAUUCGUUUUAUAACAUAUCGCACAACCUCUUCAAAAGAGGCACAAAUCAAAAAAGCAUUCUGUAG